AUGCCGUCCAGCAAUGGACAUGGACGCUUUGUCGUCGUCGCAUGUGUGGGGCUGGCUGGGGCCUCCUUGGCACAGGACAUGCACCGCUCAGUGGCAAUGUCCGGCUCUGUGCGAGGGCCGCGCACCGAUGUGUCCGCGCUGGUCAGCAGCCCCGAGGCCCCACCCGACAUACAAGGCAGAGGCAGCGACCGGGCUGCCGAGUCGAGCAGCCGAGUCGAGCAGCCGAGAGACAAGAUGAGAUGGCGACAACCAUGUACCUUCUCCGGAGCAGGCGAAGAGCCGUCUGUCGUGGUGGUUAUGCGACCGGUCGUCGACACAGCUGCCAUGCCCUUUGGGUUGCAAUGCAUCUCACCCGCCCUCGUGCCGCAACCACACCCGAUGCCGGCUGCCAUCGCCGAGCGGGUGCAAAAACGCAAGAGGACCCAUGCCGGUGCGGGCACACGACCGCCCCCCAGCAAAGUCGGUUCCCUGACCAACGCGUCGCCGCGCAGCGCGAACGUGACCGGCCGGCAAGCGACACGUGAUGGCACAACCGGCAGGUGA
Polychytrium aggregatum is the source of this 543-nucleotide messenger RNA. RefSeq lists its product as uncharacterized. NCBI's taxonomy places the organism in Eukaryota, Fungi, Chytridiomycota, Chytridiomycetes, Polychytriales. The transcript has 2 exons. The record is from RefSeq and is a predicted model, not a curated record. The coding region runs from base 1 to 543 and encodes 180 amino acids.